Messenger RNA from Symbiodinium sp. CCMP2456, 1899 nucleotides. Lineage: Eukaryota; Dinophyceae; Suessiales; Symbiodiniaceae. The record is from the annotation of a GenBank genome assembly.
AUGAGCACCUUAGCUCGGCCUCUUGGCGGCCCCGCUCGGCCACUGGCAGCAGUGAAGCAGGAGAAGCCGGGCUCGCCAGGUCUCAAACCCGACGUCUUGGCCGCGGUCCCCGAGGACGCCUCCGACUUGCCAGUCGAGCUUCCCAGGGCACUUCGCACAGUGGUGGAGACCUCCGAGUUCCAACAGCUUGUUGACAAGCUGGUCCAGCAGCACGCUCGAGAGCUUCAAGAAGCACGUGCUCGGACUCCUACAUCCUCGGGUCCUCCAGUGCAUAUGGCAUCUGCAGACUUUGGCUUGGCUUCGAAAGAUACCCUGAACUUUGGCAACCAGGCCAUGGAGCGCAUGCUGUCCCCGCUGUCGAACGCCUCGAACAUCUCGCAGUCCAGGCGACGGCAGUGCUCGAAUGGGGCUCGGGUCAACGCCAACAUGAUCCUCGAAGCCUGGGAGCGGCAGGAGUCGGAGGAUGACUCCUUGCUGGAAGUGGAGGCCCGAAUCUCAUCUGGGUACCGGCCCAGGGCGAACCCGAGAGCGAGAACGACGGAACAAGUGAAGAUGUCUGGAUGCGAAUGGCUUCGUGACCGUUGCGAAUCGUCAGCCUACGCUGCUUGUGCUUCGUUGCUGCUCUUGGCAAACCUUCUGUGGAGGGCAUGUACCCUGCAAAUCUGGGGCCAUAUUGCCGCCUACCAGCUUGGCUUGAGUCCUGGGAGUGUCGACAUCAGCGCAGAUGCUUGGAACACCCUGCUGAAAGUUGGGGAUGGCGGCUUUGCCAGCCUGUUCCUGAUGGACUUCCUAUUGCGGGCGGCCAUACUAAGACGCAGGUUUUGGCGAAGCUGGCUGAAUUUAGUGGAUGCGGCAGUUGGUAUCAUGUGCAUCGUGGAGAUCACGUGGCUGGUGCUCGAGGGCACGCCUUCUCGUGAUACUUCCUUCGUACAUGUGUUCUUCGUUGCCAGAAUCUCUCGAGCCGCAAGGCUGAUCAAGGAGACGGUUCAAUUCACCAAUCUGCAGCUCUUGGUGAAAUGUUUGAUCGCCAGCAAGGGCAUGUUGACCUGGUCCUUUAUGCUGCUCGCUGUGUUGCAGUUCAUGGCCGCAAUAUUCCUCGGCUUGCUUGUGGAGAACUACCUCUUGCACGAUAGUGCAGCUCCGGUGCAAGCGAAAGAAGAAGUAUUCAGAUAUUAUGGCACUUUCACUCGUACUUACUUGACGACAUUUGAGAUAAUGUUCGCAAACUGGGCCCCGUCGUGUCGCGUUCUCGUCGACAAUAUCAGCGAGUGGUUCACCGUCUUCUUCCUGGUCUACCGCUGCAUUUUUGGCUUCGCCGUGCUGAACGUCGUGUCUGCCGUGUUCAUUCAGCAAACGAUGAAAACCGCUUCGUCUGAUGAAGAGCUUGCUUUCCGUCAGAAGGAGAAGGACAUUAUGCUGUACAAUCGCAAGGUGAAGAAGCUCUUCCAGUCGAUCGACAGUUCGGGAGACGGCAACAUCAACUUGGAGGAGUUUGAGAAAUUGGUCCAGUCACCGAAGCUGCGCUUCUGGAUGGCACAGCUGGAGCUGGAGUACCAUGACUUGAUGAGCCUCUUCGAGUUUCUGGACAAUGGAGAUGGCAACAUCACGCUGGCCGAGUUCAUUGAGGGUGCUGGGCGUCUGCGUGGGACCGCCAAGGCUUUGGACAUCUGGCGCAUGGAGACGAAGAUUGAGGUGCUUUUCGAAGAGGUGUUGAAGAUACUGUCCACGCAUACAGAUGUAACGUCCCUGCGCGACGUGGUGGAAACCCAAGUUUCGAGUCCGAUGGAGAAGGUGACCAGUGUGGUGCAGGACGUUUUCAACAACUCCGCCUUCAAGCACAUCCGGACCACCAAGACAAGGGAGGACUUGGGCAAGAGUGAUCUUGAGAUGGAGAUUUGA